This is a messenger RNA of Porites evermanni, 1228 nucleotides long. The record is from the annotation of a GenBank genome assembly. Lineage: Eukaryota; Metazoa; Cnidaria; Anthozoa; Scleractinia; Poritidae.
AUGUCUUGGGAUAGCUAUAUUGAUAACCUUAUCGCACAAACUAAAGAUGCUUCAGGAACUGCUCAUUCUGACAAAGCCUGUAUAAUUGGAUUGGAUGGUGGGGCUGCUUGGACAAGUGCUGGUCAUGGAUGUGCAUUAAAGGUAAGAACAAUUCUCUCAGCUGUGGAAUAUGAAUGUAAGUAGGUGUGAUUGCUGCAUCAUUAAAAUAGGGUCACAUUUAAUAAAGGUUGGAUGCCCAUUGCAGUGUCAGGGGCUUUUACCAAGGCAAACUGAGUGCUGCUCCCAUGCCCUACUGCCUUGAGUGUCUGUGCCAUGGUGGCCAUCCUACAUGUAUUACUAGCCCCUCCCCCCCCCUCCCCCUCCCAACCCAGUUGAAGAGUUAACUAGGACUCUCCCUCCUCACAUGAGAAAGAAAAAGUGUUGACAUACAUUUAAUAAUUGCUAAUAGGCCAUUUGUACAAUGAUGUCACUUUACUACUACGACCAGAAUCCUUCAGGAUUUUGCUUUCUUGUGGAAAUUAGGGCUUUUGUUUUUGAAACCUCACUGGGAAUACCAAAUUAGAAUAUGAAAGGAAAAAUGAAAAGGAUUCUGGUCGUAGUAGUAAAAUGACGCCAUCAUGCAAAUGUCCUAUUGCCUUCAAAGCUUUUGUAUUUCUGCUUCAUGAUCUCAGACUAUUUCAUUUUAGUCUUGAAAGUCCUUUCUAAAUGUCAUAUUAUCUUAUACAUGUACUUCUUUAGAAAACCUCAACCACAAUAGCUUACAACAGUUAGCAUACUGUGCCGAUUUUGCCUUAAACAGUGAGUUUUGAUAUCAAGUCUCGCAGGCAGCUGUUAUUUCGAUUAUUAUGCAGAGUGUUGUGUGUUACCCAAGUAACAGCAGCUUAGGAGUCUAUUGAACAUGUGUUGAUGUAUUAAUUUAUCGGGCAUCAUUCUUUCUUACCUGUAGUUGCAAGGAACAGAAGGAGCAAACAUAGCGAGGUGCUUUAAAAGCAAAGAUUUUACAGCUUUUCAGGCCGGUGGUAUCCUUGCAGAGGGGACCAAGUAUCAAUUUCUGAGAGAGGAAGACGGGAAGUUAGUUCUUGGAAAGAAAAAAGACCAUGGAGCCAUCACUCUGCAAUGCAGCAAGACAGCAAUUGUCAUUGCUCACACUGCUGAAGGUUGCCAACAGGGUAAUAGUAACAAAGGUGUAGGCGUAAUUGCAGACUACCUGGAAAGCUUGGGCAUGUAA